UCCGCUCCAACCUGUUGGGUAUCCGACGAAGGCGCGCUCGCGAUCCCGGAUCCCCCAAACGCUCUCACACAGCGCCCAAGUUAAUGACCAAGCACAAGGAGGCGAAAGGGUUGCCCAGCCGGUGAUAAAUCGCACUCAGAGCUUCUAUCGAGUCCCCCGUACUGAACGGUCUUUCGGCCCAUUAAUUGUAAAGUCUGGCGUCAAAACAGCACAAAAGUAGUUUAAUGAAGAGCCGCCAUCAAUUCCGCAGGCGUUUUAGCUUGCAGCCUUCGUUUCUCAAAGAAGAACCCGAAGAAGAAAGGCAUUCUAACAGGGUUUUCAGGUCGCAGAAGAGCGAGGAUGCCGUGUCGCCGGAGAAGACGGACCACGUCGUCGGCGUCGGCAGCGUCUCGCCCGUCGGCAACGUCCGCUACAAGAUAGUUGUAAUGGGCGCCGCCAAAGUCGGCAAGUCUUCCAUCAUCACGCAAUUCCUCUACAGCUCGUUCUCCUCCAAAUACAAGCGAACGGUCGAGGAGAUGCACCACGGCGAUUUCAACGUGGCUGGAGUGCACCUGGUGCUCGACAUCCUGGACACGUCGGGGGCGUACGAGUUCCCCGCCAUGCGCGCCUUGUCCAUAUCCUCGGCGGACGCCUUCGUGCUCGUCUACGACGUCACCGAUUCGACCACCUUCGAGGAGGCGCGCGCCCUGCGGGACCAGAUCCACGAGACCAAGUGCUCGACCAACGUGCCGAUCGUCGUCGUCGGCAACAAGAUCGACCUCACGGGCGAUCGCGAGAUCGACACGGCCACGACGGAGUCGGUGAUAACGGUCGACUGGGAGAACGGCUUCGUGGAGACGUCGGCCAAAGACAACGUGAACAUCACCAAGGUGUUCAAGGAGCUGCUCUCCCAGGCGAAGAUCAAGUACAACCUGAGCCCGGCGCUGCGCCGCCGCCGCCGCCAGUCGCUGCCGUCGCAGUCGGGGCCGCCUCACACGCCCCAGCACGCGGCCCUGAUACCGUCGGCCGUGCAGCUCCAGCACCUGCAGCAGAUCCGCGACCGCCACGGCAAGAGGAACUCCUGCAUCAUCUCCUAAGGCGGGAGAGGUAUGAGAGACUGGCGGGCGACGCGUAGACGCUCCCGUUUGGAGGUUUUCUGCGCGUUUCAGUAUUCAGAUUUUCGUUGGCGAUUCAUCCGAUGAAAUCGCCAAUUGAGGCAUUAAUUUAAAGUAGGUAAUUAAGCAUAACUAAUCUUAUUCAAUGUGCAGAUUCUUAGUGUGAGGUCCAAACUUUUUAUUUCUCGUUUCGUGAUUAAUAAAAACGGGUUUUUAGGCGUAUAAUCCAAAUGAAUAUUUUUGUAAUAUUUUGCUGGUUUUAUGAUAUGAAUAAAGCCGAAUUUGGAAUGAAACCGCAUCUGCCUGUUAAACGAUGAAUCCGAAUCGAUUUGACAUCGAAAUUAGCCCUGUUGAUUGACUUGAAACUAAUAAAUCAAUCAUAACCGGAAGAAGAAAACGAUCAGUCAAUAUGUUUGCGCAUUAAUAUUCGAAAUUAAUGAAAAACAUAUUAGUUUCGAUGUCAAAUUCAUUUGAUCCAAUGGCUUUUAAAAAAGCUAAAUACUAUACUGCCUUUUUUAACUGGGUGCUUAACAUGAAAAAGUAAUUCUAUAAAACCACUCGCUUAUUUCACCAACUCGUUUUUUUAAUUAAGCACCCAUUCAACACACCAAAAAAAAAGAAUCCAAACACACCAAAUCUACAUCGUACAAUUAAUACGCAACAAACGAUUCCUAUAAUCACACGCCAUCGUGCGAGAACAAAAACAGAAAAUUCCGAACCACCCAAAUCGCUUCAUUCCGCGUUUAUUCCAACCGUAAUCCCGGCAUUGUUCGGACGAAAGUCACGUCGACCGGCCCGUUCGAUUCCCGAUUCCCAUCUACCUGUUAAUUAAAUCCGACGUCGCGCCGCCCCGACGCCGGCGUCGCGCUCAUCCCUCGACGUUCGCGCCAACUUUCGCCCGGAUUAGAAGAGCGACGUCCGGGGGUUUCUGGAUGGAAAACCGCCGGGCGCAAUCUCACCUGUUUCCUUUAACAUUAAUCGCUCAUAAAUACUAAACUACUCGUACGAGUGCUCGAGCUACUCGAUAGUUGCGAGUGCUCGAGAAAUUGCGAUGAGUGAGGGUGUAAAUUAUAACUUGGGGUAGGAGGAUUUUGGUGACGGGUAGGCAACACUUUAUAAGCGAAUUGUUUAUUUAUUCAGUACGGUUCGAGGUGGAGGAGAAGGUCACCUAAAUCUUACAACCCCAUUAUAUCCCAUUAACUGACAUAAAUUCAGUUAAAUUUGACCUGCACGUGGGCGAUUUCCCGCCGGUUUUCCUCGUAUUCCAAGUGGCGCAGUCGGAAUUUUGUGUGGUAUUCCACAGUUACAAAUUGUUGCCAUUCGCAUAGUUUUGGAUACCGCACGUGCUUCCCUUGAUGGGCUCGAGAUGCCCUAGCGGACGGGGAAAGGGGGAAAAUAUAGCUUUUAUGGUGUAUUCGGGUAUGUUACAUGCCCAUCCAUUUUGCAUUUUAACUUACUAGCACAGGGAUGUUUCUUGUGCUCAAUGCUCGAAUUUACCGCGUUUUUGGGACACCUUGUAGGUAUUUAUACAAGUUAGAACAAGGACUUAAUGAAGAACACAAACAUUGAUUUAAACUUACCGGCUAUGAGCUUGAAAAUUGACAUAUCUCCGAGCACAAUUUCAACGGGGAAUUUAGAACACGGUGACUUUUACAUUGCGGCAAUUUAGUCGCAAUGCGUUGUGUAAAUGCAGUGGACAAUGACGAAUUGCAUUUAGUUGAAGCGCCGUUUUUUUGUACUCGGGCACUGGGUGAUUGCGCGUCAUUCGAACACCAAGGGCUGAUCAACUACUCUGCACUGAUCCUUGAUUCUUCCAAAGUAUUUAACAAAAAAAAAACAUUAAAAUCUAGAUUGUAAUUGUAAGCAUGAAUGUCAACGUCAGUAUUAAUAAAUGACACUUCGUAAAGUUACUUACUGAAGUGUUGUAUUCUAAUAACUAAAAACAACCGGUAAAGUAUCCACUGAAUUUGAAUUAUUACUUAUUAAUUUGUGUAAUUUGUUUUAAUUUGCACAAAAAUAACAUAUUUUUACAAUAUUCGCCUAUAAACUAUCAAAAUGUCACACGUCAAAAUGCGCGAUAUUAUGUCAAAAUGUCAAAAUAUCAGAAUUACCAUCGCGAUUUUUUUAAAUUAAACCAACUUAUUAUUUCACGCAUGCAUGUAUAAUUAUUUUCGUUCAAUUUAUUUAAUAAUAGCGCUUUCAUAAUUAAUUCGUAUUUUCUUUAUGAAAAUAACGUGCAGACUUAUCUUGCAGACUCCGUGACAACGCCAACGCUGUUUAUGAAUUAUUAAUUAGAAAUUAAGACAGUCAUUAAAGGGCUGUUUGGAAAAGAUAGAGAUGGGCGUUUCUGUUUCAACGUGUUACUUUAUUGGUAAUUCAAAUAUUUGGAAGAAACUAAAAAAAAUACUAAUUGCAUAUUUUUGGUUAUUAGAAUAUUCUAUUGUAGACUGAGGUAAAUUAUAACCAAUAAAAAAUGAUCAAUUUCAUUAGGGACUAUUAUAUAAUCAUAUGUAUUUAUAGGACGAUAAUAUAAUUGUAAACAUAGAUCUUUUAUAUCUCUUUAAACUAUCUUGAAAGUUCGCGCAAUUUAUUUAAACUAAAAAUCGUAACUAACAAUUUACCCACAACACAUUAUAGGCUAAAUAAAUUGCUUGGAGCGCAUAUUGAAUUUAAAUAGAGCUGUAUUUAUACAGGGUGAUUUCGUUAACGUUCUGAUAUUUAAUCGAAUCACUUUGCGUUGUUUCUUUAUUGCCUCAAAUGUUUAUAUGUGUUAUAUUUUCCCAUAGUGGUUUUGGUGCAAGUACCGAGAGAAAAUUCGAAUAGGCAAAAAACUCUUCUCCAUUAUCGAAAAAAAAAAUGCUUCAUAUCGGACGAGAAAUACGGGAAUGAGAGUUUAUGACGUUUUUGACGUCAAUUAAAUUCGUUGUCAAUUGAAUUCGACAUUGGAGAAAAAAAGGUUCGAUAAUAGAAAAGAGUUUUCCAUUACGGGCGAUUCUGGUCAUUUAAUAUGCGAAUAAAGGAGAAACAUUUAUGUAUCUAUUUUACAAACAAACUUUUGUACUGGGUGUCCCAAUGGAGUGGCAACUUUAUAAGCUAUUGGGACACCCUGUAUAGGUACGUUUAAAUCAAGAAGGCGCUAAUAAUUAUAUUUAAAUGGCCAGUAGCUUAGAUACCUACUACCUUCUUAAACCAUCUGUACAUUAUCCUAAAAUACAAAUUAUAUAUUUUUCUAUCUUCAAAUUUUUAUUGUUGAAAAUCCGUUCUAAAGCACUUUUAUAAGUACAUAUUAUACUUAUCCGUUGAGUAUUAUUCGUGAUGUGAUAAUUGCUUGUAUUUGUUGGAAUUAUCUUUUUUGCAUAGCACUUUAGCCAAAACGAGCGCAUUACAAACGCAUUUAAAAACCUAAUGGACCCAUUUUUGAAAACAAAAUAAUAAUUUUAAUAACUUUUGGUUAAAAAUAUACCAAUUUUGACGAGAACUUGUAAAAGAAUGGGUCUGUUAAAUGCAAAACAAGUCAUUAUACAGGGUGUUGUUGGUAAGUAUAUAGAAAUUUCGAUGAAAGAAAUAAAUAUUCUUUUUUGUCUUAACAAUUUGUAUUCUAAACACUCUGUAUACGUGGACUGGAACAAAUCACUUUAAACUAAAUUGUAUAAAAAUUAUAUUUGUACAAGUAAUGUUUUUUAUGGGGUUUUUUUGAUACAUUUAAGUCUAUUGGAUGUUUAACGUUAAGCCGUAUGUAAAUUAUUUCUUAUUUAAUUUGAAUAAUUUCAAAAAUAAAUCCUUAAAAAU
This is a messenger RNA of Phyllotreta striolata, 4883 nucleotides long. Lineage: Eukaryota; Metazoa; Arthropoda; Insecta; Coleoptera; Chrysomelidae. The record is from the annotation of a GenBank genome assembly.